This is a messenger RNA of Medicago truncatula (barrel medic), 2566 nucleotides long. RefSeq lists its product as uncharacterized. Gene Ontology annotation, molecular function: hydrolase activity, acting on ester bonds. The record is from RefSeq and is a predicted model, not a curated record. NCBI's taxonomy places the organism in Eukaryota, Viridiplantae, Streptophyta, Magnoliopsida, Fabales, Fabaceae.
UUAUAUUAAUACUCACAAAGGAAUAAUAUAAAUGUAUUAUUGCUCAAAAAGGAAUAAUAUAAAAAUUAUAUUGAUUAUACUAUUUCUUACAAUGGAAUAAUAUAAUUGUAUUGAUUAUAUAUAUUAUUGCUCCCGAAGGAUUUGGUAGCUUCAUUAGUUUUCCUGCUUAGAUGGCAUGUGAGAUCAAAACAUGGUUGAUGGUUCUUAUUCUUAUCUUUUCUGCAAACUAUUUGCAACAAUUUGUCAAUGGAAAAUCCCAAGUGCCAUGUCUUUUUAUCUUUGGAGAUUCUUUAUCUGAUAGUGGAAACAAUAACAACCUUCCCACCUCUGCAAAAUCUAAUUACAAACCUUAUGGAAUUGACUUCCCGAUGGGCCCAACCGGAAGAUUUACCAACGGUCGAACUUCAAUUGACAUAAUAACUCAGCUUCUUGGUUUUGAGAAAUUCAUUCCACCCUUUGCAAACAUUAAUGGUUCAGACAUACUCAAAGGUGUUAACUAUGCAUCUGGUGCAGCUGGAAUUCGUAUCGAGACAAGCAUAACUACGGGUUUUGUUAUCAGUUUGGGAUUACAGUUAGAAAAUCACAAAGUUAUAGUUUCUCGAAUUGCUAGCAGACUUGAAGGUAUUGACAAAGCUCAAGAAUACCUUAGCAAAUGCUUGUAUUAUGUGAAUAUUGGCAGUAAUGAUUACAUAAACAAUUACUUUCGUCCUCAAUUCUACCCAACAAGUCAAAUUUAUAGCCCUGAGCAAUAUGCAGAAGCUCUAAUUCAAGAGUUAUCUUUAAAUUUAUUGACUUUACAUGACAUUGGAGCUAGAAAAUAUGUGUUAGUAGGGUUAGGCCUUUUGGGCUGCACACCAAGUGCCAUCUUUACUCAUGGAACAAACGGGUCCUGCGUUGAUGAGGAAAAUGCCCCUGCAUUGAUUUUCAAUUUCAAGCUUAAAUUUUUAGUGGAUCAUUUCAAUAAUAAGUUCUCCGCUGAUUCCAAAUUCAUAUUUGUAAACACUACGUUAGAGUCAGAUGCCCAGAAUUCAGAUGGGUUUUUGGUUUCAAAUGUUCCUUGUUGCCCAUCAGGGUGUAUUCCUGAUGAAAGGCCAUGCUAUAAUAGGAGUGAGUAUGCGUUUUGGGAUGAAGUCCAUCCCACUGAGGCAAGCAACCAACUCUAUGCAAUAAGGUCUUAUAAUUCACAUAAUUCAGGGUUCACUUAUCCAAUGGAUAUUAAGAACCUUGUUGAACAAGAAAUUGAAAUGGAAUUGGAUUUCACUUCACAGCUUAGUGCCUCUAGUACUUUCUUCUUAGAGAUGGAAUCUAUAAUCAAAACAUGGUUGGUGGUUCUUAUUGUUUUCUUGUCUGCAAACUAUUUUAAACAAUGUGUCAAUGGGAAAUCUCAAGUGCCUUGUGUAUUUAUCUUUGGAGAUUCUUUAUCUGAUAGUGGAAACAACAAUAACCUUCCUACCUCUGCAAAAUCUAAUUACAAACCUUAUGGAAUUGACUUUCCGAUGGGUCCAACCGGAAGAUUUACCAACGGUAGAACUGCAAUUGACAUAAUAACUCAACUUCUUGGAUUUGAGAAUUUCAUUCCACCAUUUGCAAACAUCAGUGGUUCAGACAUACUCAAAGGUGUGAACUAUGCAUCUGGCGGAGCUGGAAUUCGUAUGGAGACAUACUCGGCUAAGGGUUAUGCUAUUAGCUUGGGAUUACAGUUAAGAAAUCACAGAGUUAUAGUUUCUCAAAUUGCUAGCAGACUUGGAGGUAUUGACAAAGCUCAACAAUACCUUAACAAAUGCUUGUAUUAUGUGAAUAUUGGAAGUAACGAUUACAUAAACAAUUACUUUCUUCCCCAAUUCUACCCAACAAGUCACAUUUAUAGCCCUGAGCAGUAUGCAGAAGCUCUAAUUCAAGAGUUAUCUUUGAAUUUACUGGCUCUACAUGACAUUGGAGCGAGAAAAUAUGUGUUAGUUGGGUUGGGACUUUCAAGCAGUACUCCGUCACUUUUCAAUUACAAGCUUAAAUCUCUAGUGGAACAUUUCAAUAAUAAGUUCUCUGCUGAUUCUAAAUUCAUAUUUAUAAACACUACAUUAGAGUCAGAUGCCCAGUCAGAUGGUUUUUUGGUUUCAAAUGCUCCUUGUUGUCCAUCAAGGUUGAAUGGAUGUGUAUUCCUGAUGAAAGGCCAUGCUAUAAUAGGAGUGACUAUGUGUUUUGGGAUGAAGUCCAUCCCACCGAGGCUUGGUACCUACUCUUUGCAACAAGAAUGUAUGAUUCAUCUAAUAAUCCAGGGUUCACUUAUCCAAUGGAUAUUAAGCACCUUGUUGAACAAGAAAUUGAAAUGGAAUAUGAUAUCACUUCACAGUUUAGUGCCUCGAGUUAAAUGUGUUCAAGUUACUUGUACGUGUUCAUUCUUUUACUGUAAACUAGAAUUAAAUCAAAUAAGUGCAAUUGGUUCUACCACCUUAUGUUUGAUUCUAUUUGUGUUUGAUAGUUUAUUUGAUAACUUUAGCAAAAGAGGUGACUCACAGUUAGGUGGAUGAUAAUGAUGAUAAUUAAGUUGGUUUUUACAAUUGUUAAUGGA